Messenger RNA from Saccharomyces paradoxus, 1062 nucleotides. RefSeq names its product Taf3p (gene TAF3). NCBI's taxonomy places the organism in Eukaryota, Fungi, Ascomycota, Saccharomycetes, Saccharomycetales, Saccharomycetaceae. The transcript has a single exon. The record is from RefSeq and is a predicted model, not a curated record. Gene Ontology annotation, molecular function: protein heterodimerization activity. The coding region runs from base 1 to 1062 and encodes 353 amino acids.
AUGACUACCAAUCAUGACUUUUAUUUUGCACUUCUCCGCAUAUCUAUCCUUCAAUUACUGAAGGCACAAGGAUUUGACAGGGCAAGACCAAGUCUGGUGGACGUUAUGACCGAUCUCUAUGCGAAGUUCCUAAGUUUGUUAGCAUCAGAGAUCAGUUCUAUUGCUCAGGCGAGAUGUGACCAGGACGAUACGAUUGCUUUACAGGACAUAACGCUGGCUCUAGAAAAUCUAGGCAUUGUUAAGCCCACGAACGUUCUGGAUGUCUAUGAUGAAAACUCAGAAUUAUCAAGUUCGCGAGGAAUGGAGAAGUUCAAGGACUGGUGUAUUUAUAGUACCCAAUUGAGCGACACACGAAUAACCGCCCUACCUACAGUGGAAUUGCUACAAAAUGAGGAAAAAGAAUCUGAUCCUUUGUCAGCAAUACCAGACUACCUCAACCAAUUACUGCAAAACAAGGGUGCCAAACAGAAGUUAGAAACGAAAAACAGGAAAACAGAGUUAAUAGAAGAUCUAAUAAAUAACAAUGGACUGGAUGACUGGAUCAAAUUAGUCGUAGCGAGACAACGUAUAAAUAUGAUCGAAAGAGCUUCCAAAAAAGAAUCCCAAAAUGUGGCGGCUUUGCCUCAUAUUACAGGCUAUAAGUCUUCGAUUUUAAGCCAUCACCACCAUACUACGAUAACAAAUGAAGACAGGAUGCCUUCGGCUAUGACCCCAAGAGAUGAGGAUGCCUUAACGGGGAUCCAAGAAAAUCCAUAUGUAACUAGCAAGCUGCCGAUAAUGAGAAAAGAAAAUAGAUUAGAAAACAUAGCUCUUUCCUUUGAGGAUGAGGAGCUUGAAUCACCUAGCGAAGUAGAAGAUCCCAGCCAAAUAUCUCAAGAGAAUAACAAUGGGGAAAGUUUUAAAGAGAGCAACAAAAGUGUAACAGAAUCGCCUCAUGGUGAUGACCGUGAUAUAUCGAUGUUUCAAUUCGACUCUAAUGUAGAUACCAAGUGGGCAGAACAGGAAGAUAUGGACAGCACAUUUCAACGCCGAACUUCGCUAGAUUACGGGGGCUACUUUUAA